This is a messenger RNA of Cucurbita pepo subsp. pepo (vegetable marrow), 4477 nucleotides long. Its product is annotated as protein QUIRKY. The record is from RefSeq and is a predicted model, not a curated record. Lineage: Eukaryota; Viridiplantae; Streptophyta; Magnoliopsida; Cucurbitales; Cucurbitaceae.
AAUGGGCACUAUUUAUUUUUUCCGCUAUCAGCGCCUUUUCGUUUCCCCUCUAUUUCUGUUUCAUACCAAAAUGAAGCCAUGACGACGCCGGAUCGGCCACCGCCGCCCAAGGCGGUCAGAAAGCUCAUCGUCGAAAUCGCCGACGCUCGGAACCUUCUUCCCAAAGAUGGACAAGGAACCUCCAGUCCUUACGUCGUCGUCGCUUUUGGUGGCCAGAGGAAGCGGUCUGCAACUAAGAUCCACGAGCUUAACCCUAUCUGGAACGAGACGCUGGAAUUCAUCGUCUCCGAUCCUGAUGAUAUGAACUAUGAGGAGCUCGAGAUCGAGAUUUUCAACGACAAGAGGUACGGGAAUGGCUUUAGCCGGAAGGAUAACUUCUUGGGGAGGGUGAAGCUGUACGGAAGCCAGUUUACGAUGAGAGGAGAAGAGGGUUUGGUUUACUAUCAAUUGGAGAAGAAGAGCGUCUUCGGCUGGAUUAGAGGCGAAAUUGGCAUUAGGAUUUGUUACUUCGAUGAGUUGGUUGAAGAAGAUCCGUCGCCGCCUCUGCCGCAGGACGAGCAACCGCCUCUUCAGACUGUGACUGAGAAGCCGAUAACUCCGGAACCUGUGAUCGAUGAAUCGAGGACGUUCGAGGUUCCGCCGCUGGGGGAGGUCGGUCGCGACGAUUCGAACUUGCCGCCGGUGGUUGUCAUCGAGGAGUUUCCGCGGCAGGAGAUGCCGGUACAUACUGAGCCUCCACCGGCGAGGGUACUUGCUCCACCACCGGCGGAGGUAUUUGCUCCACCACCGGCCAGGGUACUUGCUCCACCACCGGCCAGGGUACUUGCUCCACCACCGGCGGAGUUACAUGCUCCACCACCGGCGGAGUUACAUGUUCCUCCACCGGCGGAGUUACAUGUUCCUCCACCCGCGGAGGGACAAUUUGCUCCUGAAAUGAGAAAGAUGCAGAAUAACAGAGCAGGAUUUGGGGAAGGGGCUAGAGUUCUGAGAAGGCCAAAUGGAGAUUACGCUCCAAGAGUGAUUAAUAAGAAAUUCAUGGCCGAGACUGAGAGGAUUCAUCCAUACGAUCUUGUGGAGCCGAUGCAUUAUCUCUUCAUCCGCAUUGAGAAAGCCAGAAAUGUUGCCCCGAACGAGAGCCCCUACUUCAAGAUUCGCACAUCAGGCCAUUUCAAGAAAUCGAAUCCAGCUAGUCAUCGGCCUGGUGAACCGACUGAUUCACCAGAGUGGAACCAGGUCUUUGCCCUCCGCCAUAACAAAUCUGAUACGGCGAAUAGGACAUUGGAGAUUUCAGUCUGGGAUACGCCAUCGGAGCAGUUCCUCGGCGGCGUUUGCUUCGAUCUAUCCGAUGUACCUGUGCGAGAUCCGCCCGAUAGUCCUUUGGCCCCUCAAUGGUACCGCCUCGAAGGCGGAGCCGGAGAUCAACAACCCUCUAAAAUUUCCGGCGACAUUCAGCUUUCUGUUUGGAUCGGAACUCAAGCCGACAACGCAUUUCCAGAGGCUUGGUGCUCCGAUGCUCCACACGUGGCUCAUACGCGCUCGAAGGUAUAUCAAUCUCCUAAGCUAUGGUAUUUGAGAGUUACAGUGAUAGAAGCGCAGGACCUUCACAUCGCUCCAAAUCUGCCUCCAUUAACGGCACCAGAGAUACGAGUCAAAGCACAGUUAAGUUUUCAGUCGGCUCGGACCAAGCGAGGGUCCAUGAACAGCCACGGCGCUUCAUUUCUCUGGAACGAGGACCUCGUCUUCGUCGCCGGCGAGCCUUUCGAAGAUUCCCUGAUCUUACUUGUUGAAGACCGGACAAGCAAGGAGGUCGUACUCCUCGGCCACGUCAUGAUUCCGGUUGAUAAAAUUGAACAACGGUUUGACGAGCGAUACGUGGCAGCAAAGUGGUUCUCAUUAGGAGGCGGCAACGGCGGCAGAAUCUAUCUCCGACUCUGCUUAGAAGGCGGAUAUCACGUGCUGGACGAGGCUGCGCACGUAUGUAGUGACUUCCGGCCGACGGCAAAGCAGUUGUGGAAGCCAGCCAUUGGAAUUUUGGAGCUCGGGAUUCUCGGAGCUCGAGGGUUGCUUCCGAUGAAGACUAAAGAUCCGGGAAAGGGGUCCACCGACGCUUACUGCGUCGCGAAGUACGGGAAAAAAUGGGUCCGAACCAGAACGAUGACUGACAGCUCUGAUCCAUGUUGGAACGAACAGUACACGUGGCAAGUCUACGACCCCUGCACCGUCCUCACCAUCGGCGUCUUCGACAAUUGGCGAAUGUACUCCAACGCGGCGGAGGACAAGCCCGAUAACUAUAUCGGAAAAGUACGAAUUCGUGUAUCAACACUCGAGAGCAACAAAAUCUAUACAAACACGUACCCCUUGAUGAUCUUACAGAGAGCAGGGUUGAAGAAAAUGGGAGAGAUCGAGCUAGCUGUCCGGUUCGCUUGUCCAGCAUUGUUGCCAGAGACGUGUGCGGUUUACGGCCAGCCAUUACUUCCAAGAAUGCACUAUCUCCGCCCAAUUGGGGUGGCUCAACAAGAGGCGUUACGCAUAGCUGCCACGAAGAUGGUGGCGACUUGGUUAGGCCGGUCGGAGCCACCGUUGGGCUCGGAGGUGGUUAGGUACAUGUUGGAUGCGGACUCACACACGUGGAGUAUGAGAAAAAGCAAGGCGAAUUGGUUUAGAAUUGUAGAUGUUUUGGCAUGGGCAAUUGGAUUGGUCAAGUGGUUGGAUGAUAUCCGGAGAUGGAGGAACCCCAUCACCACAAUUCUUGUUCAUACACUGUAUUUAGUUCUUGUUUGGUACCCAGAUUUGGUUGCCCCAACUGGGUUUCUGUAUGUGUUCUUAAUAGGAGUUUGGUACUAUCGGUUCAGACCAAAGAUACCUGCUGGAAUGGACACACGACUGUCGCAAGCCGAUGCGGUGGAUCCAGAUGAACUAGAUGAGGAAUUUGACACAAUUCCGAGCUCAAAACCACCAGAUGUAAUCCGAGUUAGGUAUGACCGACUAAGGAUACUAGCUGCUAGAGUCCAAACAGUAUUGGGAAAUCUUGCAACUCAAGGGGAAAGGGUGCAAGCAUUGGUCAGCUGGAGGGACCCUCGAGCUACAAAGUUGUUCAUUGGGGUAUGUUUCACUAUCACAUUGAUCCUCUACGUUGUGCCACCGAAAAUGGUGGCGGUGGCGCUUGGAUUCUACUACUUGCGCCACCCCAUGUUCCGGGACCCUACGCCGUCGGCUAGUUUGAACUUUUUCCGGCGAUUACCGAGCCUAUCAGAUAGGUUAAUGUAGAGUAGAGUAGUUGUUUAAUUGUAUUGAAAGUGCAUUUUUUCCAACCUUUUUGUGGGGCUUUCCAUAAUUACACCCCAAAUUGAUGAUGGGGGUUGAGCUGGCUACUUCGGUGGCGGGUGGGGAUGGGAGUUGGCGAUUGAAAAGGCAAAAAACAAAGAAGAAAAAAGUUCAACUGGUUUAGUUGAACAAGAUAUCCUGAAAACAUCAUGGUAAAGUGUGAAAGGGAGCAGAGAAAAAGUAACGAGCUGUAAUCAUAUUGUUUUGUUCUUGGAGUUGGAUUUCGAUUGACUAACUAUUUCAGAUUUUUGAGAGAGAAAAAUGGAGGGAAAAUAGAGUAUCUCAUGGUGAACAGGGUCGAUAGCUUGGGUCUUGAAAAGUUGGAACAUCACAAGUUAUUGGUAGCCAUACAUUUUUCAUUGUUGAACUUGUAGUUCUUUUGAGUAUUGAUUGUUUUUGUUACACUUGACAUUGGAAAAUGUCUUCAAGAAAUCAGGACCAUCAGAAAUAAGUUGAGACAAAGAAAUUACCAAGUCGUGUGCCGGGAUUCUCGGCAACCCACAUCAAUUUCUGGCCAUUGGGUUGCCAUAUUUAUGGAGAUGAGUUGCAGAGCCAAUAAUUGCAGAACAAAUCAUCCAGUUUGCCUUCAAUUUUGUCAUAAAAGAGUAACUGCUGAUCUACCUCUCUGCAAUUUCAGAUUAAACAUAAUGGGAGGAAACUCAGAAGAGAAGCACGAGGAUAAGGUUGAGAAGAAGGAGAAGAAACACGAGGAAGAAGGAGAUGAAAAAAGGAAGGAAAAGAAGGGAAAAGAUAAGGAAGGAAAAGAUGGUGAAAAGAAAGAGAAGAAGCCAAAGGAUCCUGCGGAUAAGAAAGACCCAACUAAGCUCAGACAGAAACUGGAGAAGCUUGAAGUUAAGAUGCAGGCUUUGGCGGUUAAGAAAGAAGAGAUCUUGAAAUUGCUCCAUGAAGCUGAACAGAAUGCUGCUGCUGCUCCUCCGCCUUGAAUCCUUCUACGAGUACCUCUCUUUCACCUUCUCUUUUAUUGAAAGCAUAUAUGAAUAAAAAGCUUUGAACUAGAUCCUCCCAUUUGAAGAGAUCUGUUUAGCAUAACUGUUAGUCUAUAACUAUGAAUGAAUGCUGGUAACAAUUUCAAUCUUUUAUAGAUAUAUGUUUAUUAUUUUCAUUUGUUCUCAAAUAUAUUGGUUCAUGUUCA